This is a messenger RNA of Anisakis simplex (herring worm), 774 nucleotides long. NCBI's taxonomy places the organism in Eukaryota, Metazoa, Nematoda, Chromadorea, Rhabditida, Anisakidae. The record is from the annotation of a GenBank genome assembly.
AUGUAUCAAAUCCUUUCGGAUGCCGACUCAUCUGUAUCUGAUAUGGAAGCCGUCUUAAGUAAAUUGGCACCAAUAAUUCUGAAGAGCAAAGAUAAACCCAAAGUUGAGUACGUUCUGAAUAUGGUCAAAAUUAUGAUCGAGAAUCGGAUCAAAUUGCUGUUAUCGUUACCAUCACAAAUAUGGCAUUGUUUUACCUCGGGUACCCCUUUAUCAGAGCAAGUAACGAAAUUAGGACAAACAAUCAUUCGUCUUCAGGAAUUGUACCUCGAAUACAUACCGAGUUGCAUUGUUGACUUACAGCAAACCGAAGUGGGCAAGGAAGCGCAAAAAGCAAUCGAUGAGAUCAACAAGCACAAAAUGACUGAAGCAGAGGUACUUGCUCAACUUGACGAGACAACACGAAAAGAGGUGCAACAAUAUUACGCGAAAAUCAAACAAACUCAUCAACAACUGAUCGAAGAGCUUCACGGAGUAGCCACAGAAUAUAAGGCUGAAAAGGACAAAGAGGCAGCACAGAAGCAUUCUUCAUCAAAGAAGGUCGAACACGAGAAGAAGGACGAUAAGUCAGCUGAUGCACACCACGAAAAGGACAAAUCAGAAUCGAGUAAAGACGAAAAAGAAGAGAAACACGACGAGAAGAAAUCAGCGAAGAAAACGAAAGACGAUGAAGUCCAUCUAANCGAUGAACAUGAAAAGAAGAAGGAAGAUCACGAACAUGAUGACCAUAAACAUGAACACGAGAAGGAAGACGGAAAGAAAAGCAAAAAAGCGUAG